This is a messenger RNA of Puccinia triticina, 1443 nucleotides long. RefSeq lists its product as uncharacterized. The transcript has 10 exons. The record is from RefSeq and is a predicted model, not a curated record. NCBI's taxonomy places the organism in Eukaryota, Fungi, Basidiomycota, Pucciniomycetes, Pucciniales, Pucciniaceae. The coding region runs from base 1 to 1443 and encodes 480 amino acids. Gene Ontology annotation, biological process: 7-methylguanosine mRNA capping. Gene Ontology annotation, cellular component: mRNA capping enzyme complex. Gene Ontology annotation, molecular function: ATP binding; mRNA guanylyltransferase activity.
AUGGUCAACGCCAACUUCCCCGUACCCGAACGGAUCCCAGGCCAGCUGAUCACCGACAAUCAGCAUCUCUUCUUCCUCAAACAACAUCUUGCUACGCUCUGUGGUCUUCGGGGCGUCCAAAAAUUUCCAGGCUCGCAGCCAGUCAGUUUUUCCCAGAAGUCGUUGGAAUUAUUGGAAACCGAAGAUUUCUGGGUAUGUGAAAAAUCCGAUGGAGUUCGAGUGAUGGUCUUGAUCGUUGUCAAAGGGACAGCCCAAGGCCCAGUUCAAGAAGUUUACUUUAUUGACCGGAAGGACGAGUUUUUCUUGAUUGAAAACAUCACAUUUCCCCAUUUCGAAAAUCCCAAUCGACUACUCAAAGACACCAUUCUCGACGGUGAAUUGGUCAUCGACGUUGACCCCAAAACGGGCCAUCAACAGUUGCGGUUUUUAGCAUUUGAUUGCAUUGUAUGGGAAGCAAACAAUCUCAUGAUGAGACCUCUCAUGAAUCGAUACGGGAGGUUAAAAGACUGGGUCAUAGCCCCAUUGAAGAAGCUUAUCUCUAUCCAGCCCCAACUGAGAGACAAAAUGCCCUUUGAUGUCCAGCUAAAGACUAUGGAACUCGCCUAUGGGAUCGACAAAGUGCUUCAUCAUGAUCUGCCCAAGCUGACGCACGGAAACGAUGGCCUGAUUUUUACCAGCGCGACGGCCCCUUAUCGAAUAGGGACUGAUCCUAAGAUAUUGAAAUGGAAGCCACCAUCUGAAAACUCGAUCGACUUCCGUUUAGAACUCAGGUUCCCCCCUCUACCGGACGACCCCGAGGAGGCGGACUUUUAUGCAAAGCCACUGUUUGUUCUGAUGAUGAACUGCGGGAGAGAGGGGGAACAGUUUUUUGAUACACUCGAGAUGUCCGAUGAAGAAUGGAUGGAGCGAAAACAAAGACGCGAGCAGCUCGAUAACCGAGUAGUUGAGGUUGUCUGGGACGCGCCCCGCAAUACAUGGAAAAUACUGAGGUUCAGGGAUGACAAGAAAAAUGGGAAUUAUCGGGCCGUUGUCUUUUCGAUCCUCGACAGUAUUCGCGAUGGAGUGGAGGCACCAGAACUGAGCAAGCGAUCAGCCAAGAUCCGCAAUGCCUGGAAGGCCCGGGCACAGGGACAGAGUUCGAGCACCCAGCCUUCUGGUAACAAAUCACCACCGCGUGCACAGCAGGAACCCAAUCCAAAACCAUCUGGCUCCAAAUCUCCAACGCGAAACUCGAAGCCUUCCCGAAGCAAAUCCCCGCCUAACCCUCGUCAACCAGCUCCUCAAUCCUCAUCGGCCCCUCCUAAUCAUCCUAAUCCUCCCAAACCUCAGCCCUCUACCGUCCCCAUUAAAAUCGUGGGUGGAAAUCCUAGGACAAAGGGGAAAAAGAAAAAAAUCACUUUGGCUCAAGUCGGUACUGUUGCAUCAACUAUGAAAAGAAUCUGA